GAGCAAGCCCAAUCAGUGCCAGUCUUCCAUCCCACACCAGGUGAGAGCCGUCUGGCCAGUCAGCUGACCGAGGAGGAUCAGAUUCGCAUCGCUCAGCGCAUCGGGCUCAUCCAUCAUCUUCCCAGGGGUGUGUUCAACCCGAGCUCAGACUCGUCUGACAAGAAAGUAAAAGAGUGUGUGAUCUGCAUGAUGGAUUUUGAGUAUGGCGAUCCCAUUCGGUUCUUGCCUUGCCUUCACAUCUACCACGUGGACUGCAUUGACGCCUGGCUGAUGCGCGCCUUCACCUGCCCCUCCUGCAUGGAGCCUGUAUUUGCAGCCCUGCUGUCUUCUUAUGAAACCAACUGAGCAGUCUUUGGUGGCUGCUCCUGCCUAGAAGUAAAUGCGCCUUGUUGUUUCCUUAGCUGAAACUGCCCUAACAAUUCAAACAUGUAGCCAAGGUGUGGCGGUGUGAAGCAGAUAUUUGUAAUGUGUUUGGGGAUGCUUGAAAACUUCUGCUGUGGUGCAUCUGGCUGAUGUAGAAAUCUUUUGCAGAGGAAAAAAAAUGUGCCAAAUCAAAUCAGAUCAAGAAAAUAUUUCAUGAUUGUUUCCUCGUCAAUUUAAGCUGGAAUAAGUGGAAUUUGAUUCCCCUGUCAUAAUGUGCAAUAUGCUCCACUAAUGGAGCAAGUUUGUCGUUGUUUGGUGACGAUUGUUGUUUGUCGGAGCAGCCAGUGAAAAAGUGUGGUUCUGUAAGAGUCUGUUCAAAUACAACCCUCAAAGUACCAACAACAACAAAAAAAAUCAAUUGAUUUCCUUAGCAAUUAGCUGAAAGGUUGGCCAUGAGAAAUGACUGAUAACAUUUUGAUUGAAUUUGUUUUAUUUGACAAAAUGUUGGUUUUGAAUCUAGAUUCUCUACUUCGCCUUGGGUUUGUUCUCCUUGUUAUGUUUUACAAAAUGUAGCACUUUAGUGUCAUUUUCAGUUUGUCGGUAGCGAUUAUGACCACGCAAUAUGCUGUGUAAUCCCCCUUAUGCACCUUGAGAUACUCCUCGUCUGAGUCUCUGUGGCUUGCAGAUGAAAUCAACUAUUGUGUUUAUAGUCGUGAGUUUCAGGAGAUUGUUGUUAGAGACGCUAACGUUAGGGCAACAGGAAUCAUCUUUAUCCGAUGGACACUAAAGUUGGCCAGUCUGUCAAUAAAUAACGCAUUUCUAAAGUUAAGGUAGCACAAAAUUCUCUGACACUUUGAUUUAUAUCAAACAAACAAAAAAAGAAACUAAACCAGCGGAAAGGAACGCGUUUGAAUGUAAAGCAAAGUUUCAGCCUUUAGAGAUGAGUUGUAUAGACAAAAGACAUUUCUGAUUUACUGUGCUGUGCCUUUUUAAAAGGAAUGGUGUUCCUGUGAAGUACAAUCAUUUUUUUACUUUACUUCUUUUACUUUUCCUCCAGGAAGAGACUGAUACCGGUGCAAAUGUGUCACUAUGAACCAGACCUAAGUAGAUCUGGCAUCUGGUAACUGUCAGGAUGUCUUUGAAUUUAUAUUGUUUGACAAAAAGUGCACAAACUUUAGGAAAGUCAUGA
Molecule: messenger RNA, 1552 nt
Organism: Nematolebias whitei (Rio pearlfish)
Lineage: Eukaryota; Metazoa; Chordata; Actinopteri; Cyprinodontiformes; Rivulidae
Gene: rnf11a
Product: ring finger protein 11a
Source: RefSeq, a predicted model, not a curated record